Molecule: messenger RNA, 390 nt
Organism: Dicrocoelium dendriticum
Lineage: Eukaryota; Metazoa; Platyhelminthes; Trematoda; Plagiorchiida; Dicrocoeliidae
Source: the annotation of a GenBank genome assembly
AUGAUAUGCAGCCUCCUUCGGGGUGGAAUCGCUGAACGUGGUGGUAUUCGAGUGGACCACCGAAUCAUCGAAAUCAACGGCCAAAGUGUCGUCGCUGUCUCACAUGAAAAAAUAGUUCAGCUUUUGUCUAGCUCUGUUGGCGAGAUUCACAUUCGCACAAUGCCUACCUCCGUAUUCCGCCUGCUUACUGGACAAGAAACACCCUGCUAUAUUUAAUGAUUACUUAGCUGCUUCUUCAUCCUUCCUGUGUGUACAGUACCGUCACCUACGUCAUGGUGUUUUCCUACAUAUGUUUUUAUUUCAAAACGUUUUCGAUCUUCAUCCGUCAUCUUCAUCUCCUAUUUUCGUGCUUUUAUUUUUGAUCUUCGUACAACCCCCAUUCCCCCACCU